This is a messenger RNA of Closterium sp. Naga37s-1, 2426 nucleotides long. Lineage: Eukaryota; Viridiplantae; Streptophyta; Zygnematophyceae; Desmidiales; Closteriaceae. The record is from the annotation of a GenBank genome assembly.
AUGCGAGACGGCGGCUCCGCCUCUAGCGGCGACUGCGCCGGCGCUCGCGGCAGCUCUCACGAUGAAGGCAGCGACGCUGCUAAAGCCGCGCUGCCUCCGAGCCACAUGUUCUGCCGGCUGGAGUCCGUGUUGCUACAGAUUGACGUCGAGACGCACGAGCUGCUGGCCACCAUGCAGCUACAGCCUAUCCAGGAGGCGGAGGCGGCGGAGGAGCAGGCGCGGGCAGCGCGCGCAGGCGCGGCGGCGAGCGGAAGCCGCGUGCUGUACGCGCGCACGGAGCAGGACCGCGUGAGCUGCAAGCGGCUGUCAACCAGCGACACGUCCACGCACGGCGGCUUCUCCAUCCCGCGCAAGGCCGCUGAGGCCUGCCUCCCCCACCUGGACAUGACGCAGUCGGUGCCAUCGCAGCGCAUCACGGCCACGGACGUGCUGGGCAACCAGUGGCUCUUCCGCCACGUGUACCGCGGCACGCCCAAGCGCCACCUGCUCACCACCGGGUGGAGCGCGCUCUCCGCCACGUGGGGCCUCGCUGCUGGCGACCGCAUCGUCUUCCUCAGGAACAGGCACGGCGCGCUCAAGGUGGCGGUGCGGCGCAGCGAGGCGGCCAUGGCGGCCUUGCAGGCGCAGCGCCAGGCGCGCCACGCUCAACGGUGUUCCCUUGACGUUGACCAUGUGGGGGAUUCCGCCGCCAUGGCGCACACCCCAGCCUCCCCAGGCCUGGCGGAGGUGGCGUCUGCUGAUGCUGUGCUGGCCACUGCUGCUCGCUGCUACAGCCGCCGCACGGCCUUCUCUGUCACCUUCCACCCAUGGGUGAGCGCCUCAACGCCCUUCGUCAUCCCGCUCCCCGACUUCACACGCGGGCUGCACGUGAAGGCGGCGCUACAGCCGGGCAGCGAGGUGCGCCUCACGCUCGAAACCGACGACCUCGCCACGCGCCGCCUACGUGGCACCGUGCUCUCGCUGCACCACUCGCCUUCUGCCACGUGGCCCUCCUCGCCCUGGCGCUCGGUGCAGAUCAAGUGGGGCGACACGGACGGGGCAGUGAAGCCCACGCGCCUCUCCCCCUGGCUGCUUGACGACGCCCGCGCCCUCGCCCAGCCCUGCUCCUCCUUAUAUGCCUCCUCCGGCUCCGCCCCCCUUUCCACCACCUUCGCCUCUGUCCCCACUAUCGCCACCGUUUCUGCCAGUGCUGCUCUGCUGUCACACUCCGCCCAGCGCCCCCCCCCGCUCUCCCUGCCACCACCUCUCUCCAACCCUGCUGCUGCUGCUGCUGCUCCCCCUGCUGCCGCCCCUGCCGCCCCCCUCGCAGCGGGACAGCAGGGAGAUGGGGGCAGCUGGGGCCCCGCCCCUCUGUGCCUCCCCUCCACUGCCCCUCUCUCUCACACCCCCCUCACCUCCUUUUUUCCUAACCACUCCCUCCCUCCGCGGCCCAUGCCUUCCGAACCUGGCCACGCCAAGCCUGAUGCGAUGGUUUGGUCGCAAGCCCAGCCUGCCAUGGAGUACAGCGGAUCUCGCGAGUCGCUUACAACAGCCACCCCUGCCACCGCUGCUACAGCCGGUGCCGGCACUGCAUCUCCGGCUGCGCCUCGCCCGGCCUUCCCUCGAACCCUCACUGCUCCUGGGGGCUUCACAGCCUAUGCCCCUGCCAGCUCCCGGCAGGGCGGGGUGAAGAGGGAGCAGCAGGAGGCGGGAGCAGCGGUGCAUCUGACGCUCUCUCUCGGCCUCUCCGCCUUGACCGCCUCGCCCCCCUCCGACCACUCCUCCCCGAGCCUCAAGCGGCGGCGCACAACAGGCCUCGACAUCCCUGUGCUGCGCCACGCGUGCCACUCGGAGUCGGAUGUCGCCCGUCUGCUGCACGCCCAGCGGCCUGAGAGGACGGACACGCUUGACAGCGACCUUGUCAUGCACCCCGCAUGCCCGUCCGAUGAUGCUCGUGCUCUUGCUGGUGCUGCUGAAGUGAGUGGUGCGGUGGGUGGUCCUCCUGGCUGUCUCUUCACGCUGCCCUCCUCGCCCAGCUCUGCCAGCGGUGGCACACCCAGGAGCAGCAAUGGUGACUUGGAACGCACUGUAAUGGAGGAGCGGGCGGCAAGUGGCAAGCACGAGGCAGCAGGGGGGGCGGAGAGCAUGGAUGGGCAGACGGCUUCCCCAUCCAAGCAACCCGCGUCGCCCUGCAAGCUGUCUCCCUCGCCAUCCCGGGCGGCCAACAGACGACGGAUUAAGCUGCGGGUGGAGGGAAGCCCAGUGAUGCGCACGGUGGAUCUGAGUGGCAUCGGCAGCUUCCAAUCACUGUACGCCACGUGUGCAGCCAUGCUGCAGCUGCCUCUGCAGCAGCCGGGGCAGCCCUCAGAGGGUGCCACGUGUCUCUGGCAGCUCACCUACACCGACGCCGAUGGCGACAUGCUCCUCGUCGGGGACGGGCCCUGGAG